AUGUUUUCAUCUGAUUCCGAAGACGACUAUUACGGUAACACCACGAAAAGGUUACAAUAUCUAAGAAAUAAAUACAGCGAAGACAAAAUCGAUACAGCGAAUUUACUGAAAAAUUCUGUGCAACCAGAUUUAGAAGCGUGUUGUAGUACCGCAGUGAACACCAGUAACACCUCAAGCGUAAAACCUAUUGUUGAAACCAAUAAAAGUUGUAUGGAUGAUUCUCUAUUGAAAGACGAUUCAGUUAUAGAAGCAAUGCGAAAAACUAGAGCUCAAAGGAUUAAGGCAACUUUUUCUAACUUUAUAAAUAAAUCUUUAACUCUCAAGAAAAAAGGUAAAACGGCUAAAGGGGGCAGAGGCAGUAAAAGUCAAUCCAAGCUUUCUAAAGAUACCCAAGACAGUGACACAGAAAUUAUACCUAAUGUUUUUUUUGUGGCACCUAUGAGGAGGUCUAAAGCACAAAGAGUUCAAGGCAGUUGUUCUCUUAAUACACAACAAAACUAUCCGAGAAAUGUGGAAAACAUACAGAUACAGUCUGAGAUACAGUGUGGUGACACCACAUCUCAGACUGUGAUACCGACAUACAGUAUCGGUAACACAGAUGAGUAUCCAGAUUUAUCAGAGAAUGUUCAUCUGUUUAAUACAAAGCCUCUGACCCAAGAUUUAGAUUAUUCGUUUGAUGACAAUGAAGAACUAUCAGUAAAGGUAUACUGGCGUAGUUCAGAAAUUGUCAGGUUCAGUAUACGUAAAUUCCAGAAAAUUUUGCAAAUAUUUGAAUUCUUUGCUAAAAAAGAAAAUGUAACAACAGAUCGACUUUUGUUUCUAUAUAAUGAUAGGAUUUUAAAACCCUAUUACACACCAGAUAAGAUAAAUUAUAAAAUCACAAAGUUUAUAGAAGGAGGCAUCAUUCAUUCCGCACCAAUUUUAGAUGAGUCAAUAAUUAGCCAUAAUGAAUUUGGCAAUGGACUUAAACUGAAAUUUCAAUGUCAAAAUGUUAAGAAGCCAUUCGUAAUAUAUGUUCAAAAGGAAGAGAAGCUUGUAGAAGCUAUGGUGAAAUGUGCUGAGCACUUUGAAAAGCCGCUUAAUGCUCUAAAGUUUGUCUUUGAUGGAGAUGCUAUUGCAGGUUCAAUGACCCCUGACGAUUUGGAUUUGGAAGGAGACGAGUGUAUUGAUGUUAAAUUCAUUAGUUAA
Messenger RNA from Pieris macdunnoughi, 1188 nucleotides. The record is from the annotation of a GenBank genome assembly. Lineage: Eukaryota; Metazoa; Arthropoda; Insecta; Lepidoptera; Pieridae.